Clunio marinus is the source of this 734-nucleotide messenger RNA. The record is from the annotation of a GenBank genome assembly. Lineage: Eukaryota; Metazoa; Arthropoda; Insecta; Diptera; Chironomidae.
GAUUUUGUAAACAAAAAUCUCGUGAAUAAUCAUGAAGGUGACAAGAUUUAAAAAAGCAUGUAAAAGAAUUUACUUCUAUAUAAACAACUUUAACUAUAGGCCACCAAUACAAGUAUUGAUUGAUGGCACUUUUUGUUUUGCUGCAAUUAAGAAUAAAUUUUCAAUCGAGGAUCAAUUAAAAAGUUACCUUCAGCUUGAAUUGAGAUUACUGACAACGCCAUGUAUGAUAAUAGAAAGCGAAAAGUUAGGUCACAAGCUUCAUCAAGUCACACAAAAACUUAAAAGUUUUAAUCUCAAUAAAUGUGGACACGAAAAGAAUCCGCUGGCUGGAUCUGAAUGCAUCAAAACAAUGGUAAAAGACAAUCAUUUCAUUGUUGCAACACAAGAUCGCGAUCUUCAAGAUUGGCUUCGUCAUCAAAUUGGAAAAGCUCUAAUUUAUCUUCAUAACGUUGUUCCACAUCUUGACGAACCUUCAGAUGCAAGCAAGAAGUUUGUGAUUCGUAAAUCAAAAGCAACAACAAGAGUUUCGACGUUUGAAGAUGAGCAAUUAAUGAAUAUUAAAAAGAAAGAAGGAUUAUUAAAAGAAAGUUCUUUAGUGAGAAUCAAAAAUAUUAAAAAGAAAAAGAAGGGAGGUCCAAACCCUUUGUCAUGUAAAAAGAAAAAAAUUAACAUUCAAACUAAAAUCAAAAAAGAAAAAAUGAAAAGCAAAAUAAAGAAAAAGCUUUGAAAAUUAU